UCUGAGCCACUUCCCCAAGGGGUCCUUCCACCAGCCAGUGGGUUCUGGCUCAGGGCACAGCCAUCCUGUCCGAGCCCCACCACUAAUCCCGGUCUCUUUCCCUCGCAAGGAUCCUCAGCAUUGUCUUUCGCAGCAUGAAGAAGGAAAGAGAAUGGAAGGUGCUGAUCAUGGACCACCCCAGCACGCGUAUCCUCUCGUCGUGCUGCAAGAUGUCUGACAUCGUGGAUGAAGGCAUCACGCUCGGUGCAGGCUCUGAUCAGUGACUUCCAGGGCACCCCCACCUUCAACUACAAGGUGGCUCACGUCUUCUUCAUCAGCCCCUGUCCUGAACCUCUGUUCAAAGAGCUGAGGAAGUCACGGAUCACCAAGUCCAUCAAAACACUCAAGGAGAUCAAUAUGGCCUUCCUGCCCUACGAGAGCCAGGGACCAACGAGGACUGAGAGGACAAGCAGGAGGAGGAGGAGGAGGAAUGGGUAGAUGUGGCUACAGAGGAGGCUGCUGUCAACAUCAUCCAAAAGUAGCUCCAGUGCAGAGAAAAGGUGCAGGAAGAGGCCCAGCAGCUCAUGUUCCUUCACGCCAUCCACCCCACAUGUCUCGCUGCCCAG
Molecule: messenger RNA, 605 nt
Organism: Gopherus flavomarginatus (Mexican gopher tortoise)
Lineage: Eukaryota; Metazoa; Chordata; Testudines; Testudinidae
Product: syntaxin-binding protein 2-like
Exons: 6
Coding region: 226-477 (83 amino acids)
Biological process (GO): vesicle-mediated transport
Source: RefSeq, a predicted model, not a curated record